This is a messenger RNA of Aaosphaeria arxii CBS 175.79, 2224 nucleotides long. RefSeq lists its product as uncharacterized. Bases 273 to 1829 code for a protein of 518 amino acids. NCBI's taxonomy places the organism in Eukaryota, Fungi, Ascomycota, Dothideomycetes, Pleosporales. The transcript is spliced from 7 exons. The record is from RefSeq and is a predicted model, not a curated record. Gene Ontology annotation, molecular function: metal ion binding.
UUCCACCUUUCUUAAAGUACGGAUAGAUAACCAAUGUUCCUUGUAACCUGCCACCUCAUAAACGAUCAAACUUUGGGCGUUGUGUAACGGAAAGCCUCGCAUUCGCUGAAUAAGUUCUGCUCUUGGGACCUUCCCAGCUGAGCACACUUGCUGCCUUGCAAACCCCCUCUUUUUCAACGCCAUCUCUUCCUCCCUUCCUAAAAUACCUACCUAACUUACGAGGCUCUUCCCAAUUGCAAAUAGAAGAGUAUCCAUAUGUUUACUAGCCCGUCAUGGUAGAAUUUAGCAACUCAUACCAGGGCGAGUUGGACCACUACGCCUUCAAGCUUGAAAGCUUCAGGCGCUCAGACGAGGCUCGAGAUCAGCUCGUGACUGACCUCAUCCAAAAGUAUAGAAAUCUCCUGGAAGAGCAUACCAUUCUAAAGGAUGAUUUCCACAGUGAACAGACAGUCCGUCGUGCUUAUCAUCUUGAAAAGAAAGCCCUCGAGCUAGAGACGACCCAGCUUCGAAAUAGUUUAGAAAGUUCCAAUUUUGUAUUGGCUUUGAUUGAUGGUGAUGGAUUUAUUUUUCAAGAUCUAUUGCUUAAGGCUGGUGCCGAUGGCGGAUCAGAAGCCGCUUCUAAACUGCAGGCUUCCAUCCAGCAACACGUGGAAUCGUUAUACGGUGGCAUCUCCAGGAAGUGGCCAAUAAUGGUGCAUGUCUACGUCAGCCUGGACAAGCUGGCACAAAAGCUCGCCAGUGUUUUGCUCCUCAGACACCCCACAGAGCUACGCGCAUUUGCCCAGUCAUUCGGAGUCAACCAACCACUAUUCAGUAUUAUAGAUGUCGGUCAAGGGAAGGAGCGAGCCGAUUAUCGGAUCAAAGAAAUGCUUCGCACAUUCGGUGACAAUCCCACCUGCAAGCACAUCAUCUUCGCGGGAUCUCAUGAUUCCGGCUAUCUCCUUAAUCUAGAUCAAUACAAACACGAUUUGACCAAGGCGUCCCGCAUUACCUUGCUUGAGUCAACCGAGCCUGCGCGCGGUUUCGCGGAACUGCCCAACUUUCACCGCGCCCGUUUCGAUGCCGUCUUCAGAACAAAUCCCCUUCCUGACUAUGUCCCACCUCUUAAACCAGCUGUGCCACAUACGGUAUUGAGAACCGCAUCAAACGGCAACGCCCAGUCCGGAAUUGCUUCACCGGGGCCUGAGGUACAGACUCCAAUCCCGAAAAGACAGAGUCCUGUCUCUGUUCAGCCAGCCCCUGUUCAAUCCGCCCCUGUUCAACCAUCGCCUGUCCAACCAGCAAGUCCCGCUGUGAGUGCUUCAAGGUCUGGCUCAGUCGACUCAACGUGGGCCACUGUGGGAAAGAACGGAGCAAGUGGAAAUACCAUAUCCCUCCAGACUAAAGGUCAGAAAAAGAAAAAAUAUAUUUAUUAUAACAAGAAUGGUCAGCGGUUGGACGAGCCUCUUCCUCCAAGGGAUGAAAACGGUUCCGUCGCACUCACUCGACGCAUGAACGAGACCGGCCGUAACCUGUGUAACAAUUGGCAUUUGAAUCGAGGCCAGUGUCCCAGUGGUACAUCCUGUCGAUUCCAACACGAGCCGAAACUCAGCACCUCCGAGCUCAACGCCCUGCGCUAUAAGACCCGCCAGCUCCUAUGCAAAGAUCGCGGCUGCGAGAACUUCGACUGCUACCUUGGACACCAGUGCUCCCACGAAAGAGACGUAGGAAGUUGCCAGUAUGGCAACAACUGCCACUUUAGAGUCACGCACGGCAUGGAACGAGCCAAGGCCGAAAGAUGGGACGAGGACAGCAAUGUCGAGUUUCUCAGCGGCAGCGGUGCUGCAUAAAGAGUCCAACUAAAGAAGUAACUACGAGAAGUGUCCAUGUCCCUACACUAGUAGGAGAUGUGGACAUGCGUCCAUGACGACGAAAUUGGAGACGACGAAACUAAACGGGCGACCUUUAACAUCAUUACAGAGGACCUUUACAGACUGAACCAACCAAAGGAUCCUCAAAGAAAUUUGGCUAAAUAUUUAUUAACACUGAGUGGUAGUAGCGUAGGAGAGGGAAAGACGAGUAUAAAUUGAUACUUGAAUUAAGCUAGGUUACAGAGUCAAGGACUAAAAGCAGAGUUUACAACAAAGGGGAGAGGAUGAAUCUAGAUUGUUUUCAGAGAAUAGUGUAGGAAAUAACAUACCUCUUAGUCUAACCUCUAUUCUAAAUUAAAAAGUGCAAGCUGGCU